UGAUCAAAAGGAUGAUUUGUUGUCACCGCCAGAAAGGGUCGGUGAGUUCACUCAAAUCCGCUUAGCUAAUUCCGCCAGAAAAAGCCAAAGCGAAUCUCUGAAUGUUGAUAGUUAAAAGGCUGACAUCGUAUUAUGCAGAAAUAUGAAAAACUGGAAAAGAUCGGUGAAGGUACUUAUGGAACCGUUUUCAAAGCAAAACACAAAGAAACGCACGAGAUAGUGGCGCUGAAACGAGUAAGGCUCGACGAAGACGACGAGGGUAUCCCCAGUUCAGCUUUGAGAGAAAUUUGCAUUUUGAAGGAACUGAAGCAUAAGAACAUUGUAAGGUUACAUGAUGUAAUGCAUAGUGAAAGAAGGCUGACACUGGUAUUUGAGUACUGCGAUCAGGAUCUCAAAAAGUACUUUGACAGCUGUCAGGGAGAUGUUGACGCAGCUGUUGUCAAGUCUUUCAUGUAUCAACUUCUUAAGGGCCUGGCCUUCUGUCACAGUUGCAAUGUACUCCACAGGGAUCUGAAGCCUCAAAACCUUCUCAUUAAUAAGGAUGGUGAACUCAAGCUUGCUGACUUUGGACUUGCAAGAGCUUUUGGCAUUCCUGUCAGAUGUUACUCAGCGGAGGUGGUGACAUUAUGGUAUCGUCCUCCAGAUGUCCUCAUGGGAGCAAAGCUAUACUCCACAUCCAUCGACAUGUGGUCUGCUGGCUGUAUUUUUGCAGAAAUGGCAAACGGGGGAAGACCGCUUUUCCCUGGAAACGACGUCGACGAUCAACUGCGACGAAUUUUUAAAAUCUUAGGUCCACCCUCUGAGGAGACAUGGCCUAAUGUGAUCAAACUUCCAGAUUACAAGGACUUUUCGCAUCUUCAAGGCGCCGGGGCCGUUUCGUUUUCUGUGGUUGUACCCAAACUGUCCGCUGCAGGAAGAGAUUUGUUGCAGAAACUUUUGGUUCUUAAUCCAGCUCACAGAAUAUCAGCCGAAGACGCCAUGCGACACACGUUCUUUUCCGACCUCAGCCCAACAUUUCGUGCCUGAUGCAGUCAAAACAUAAGUAUCUUAACAGACUACGCGAAUUGUAUGAGCAGUCAUAUAUGCUUCCAAUGGAAAAUAAAAUCCUAUCGUAAUCAUAUUUUAUGUAACCUCGUGAAUGUGUACAUAUAUGUGCAAUAAAGUUUUAUCAAUGAACAGA
Messenger RNA from Stylophora pistillata, 1180 nucleotides. Its product is annotated as cyclin-dependent kinase 5. Gene Ontology annotation, molecular function: ATP binding; cyclin-dependent protein serine/threonine kinase activity. Lineage: Eukaryota; Metazoa; Cnidaria; Anthozoa; Scleractinia; Pocilloporidae. Gene Ontology annotation, cellular component: nucleus; cytoplasm. Gene Ontology annotation, biological process: protein phosphorylation. The record is from RefSeq and is a predicted model, not a curated record.